Strongyloides ratti is the source of this 588-nucleotide messenger RNA. RefSeq lists its product as hypothetical. The transcript has a single exon. The coding region runs from base 1 to 588 and encodes 195 amino acids. The record is from RefSeq and is a predicted model, not a curated record. NCBI's taxonomy places the organism in Eukaryota, Metazoa, Nematoda, Chromadorea, Rhabditida, Strongyloididae.
AUGUCAGGUGGUAGUGCAAAUGAUGGAGAACUUUUACAAGAUCCUACAUUAACAUUUAAAGUAUCACCUGCUGUUAGUUGGACAUACCCACCUGAAAUAUCAUCAUCAAAUCCAGGUGUUGUUUUUUAUUUUGCUGGGCAAAGUUUAUCGCAAAAUCAAGCUUUACAAAGUGCUGAAUCAGAUAUAAAUGCAGCAAUAUUAUUUGCCUUUGAUGAUGAAAAUAUUCCUGUGACAGGAGCAACAGCAACAAUAACCUACUCACCGGAUCCUAUUGCAAAUUGUGUUCCAAAUACUCCUAUACCAUCAGGUACUAAUGUAGGAUUAUUAGCUGCUGGGGCUAUUAUUGAAUGGGCUGUAGUGACUGGAAAUAGUGGUUCUACGGUAACAUUAACAAAUUGCCCUUUAAGCCCAAAUUCUAUAAGUACUUCUCAAGUAUUAAAUACACAAGAUUACAUUAAAGAAAUUGAUAUUAAUAUAAAAGGAUACACAACAACAAAAGGAACAUGGCGUACAAUUGCAAAUAAUCUGAUGUCAAUUCUUAAUUUUCGUUAUGGAGCAUUAGUUCGUAGUGAGGUUGUAAUAAAUUAA